AUAUUUUCUUUUCUUUUUCAUUUUUUUCUAUUAUAUUGAUAUCAACUUAAAAUUUCGAUAUUCGAUAUCGCGAGAAAUAACAUUCAAUUGUGUUCAUGGCAUAUACGAUUGUUAGCUCCUCAAUUGAGGCAAAUAGACAGAAUAAAAAAAAUGUCAAUAAAGAAAAUAUCGUUUGUAUGGACUCAUCAAAUAUUAUAAAACCACCAGACGGAGGAUGGGGCUAUAUAGUAGUUCUAGCAGCUUUUCUAAUUCAUGUAAUCGUGGAUGGCACGACAUAUUCGUUCGGUGUUUUUUAUUUAGAAUUUUUAUAUUAUUUCGAGGAAGGAAAAGGUGCAACUGCAUGGAUCGCAUCAAUAUUAGUUGGUGUCACUUUAUCUUCAGGUCCAAUAUCAGGUUGGUUUGUGAAUAAAUUUGGAUGUCGAAUAGUAGCCAUAGCUGGUUCAGUAAUAGCAAGUAUGUGCUUAGUGAUGAGUAUGUGGGCUCGAAAUAUUAUGACAUUAUAUUUUUCAAUUGGCAUUGGAACAGGUUUAGGUUUUGGUUGCAUUUAUUUACCUGCCAUCGUUAGUGUAACAUGUUAUUUUGAAAAAUAUCGAUCUCUUGCAACAGGAAUCGCUGUAUGCGGUUCUGGUUUAGGUACAUUAAUUUUCGCUCCUUUCUUAGACUAUCUUGUCUCAAUAUACGGAUGGCGAGGAACAUUUUUGAUUUGUGCUGGAAUUAUUUUAAAUUGUAUUGUUCUUGGAGCACUCUUUAGACCUCUUGAAAUGAAUAAAGAAAAAAAGAAAAAUUUUAAAGAAAAUAAGUUAUGCAGCGUGAGUUUUCGAAAAGAAAAUAAAACCGAUAUAAAAUCUUUGAGUCAACCUGUUUUAAUUUCGAAUAAUAUAAUACAAGAUAAUUCAGAGAACAUCUAUAAACAAUAUCCUAAUUUAACACAAGAGCAUAGUGAAGAAGUACUUCAUAUUCAUGAAUUUUCUAAAAGUUUAUCCAAUAAAAUGGAACAUAUAAAAUCAGAUUAUAAAUGUGACUCUUUUAAAAAUCCAAUAUUUAUAUUAUUUAUUUUUUCUAACUUUUGUACCAGUAUUGGAUUCUAUAUACCAUAUAUAUAUAUAUUGCCUCAAGCUGAAGAACAAGGAAUUAAUAAACAGAAUGCAAGUUAUCUUCUUGCAGUAAUUGGAAUUGCUAAUAUAAUUGGUCGUAUAAUUAUGGGAUACAUAUCAGAUAAACAAUGUGUUAAUCGAUUAUUAAUAUAUAUCUUAGUUCUUCUAAUAUGUGGUGUUUCAUCAAUAUCUUCAGUGUGA
Apis florea (little honeybee) is the source of this 1295-nucleotide messenger RNA. RefSeq names its product putative monocarboxylate transporter 5. Gene Ontology annotation, molecular function: monocarboxylic acid transmembrane transporter activity. The record is from RefSeq and is a predicted model, not a curated record. Gene Ontology annotation, biological process: transmembrane transport; monocarboxylic acid transport. NCBI's taxonomy places the organism in Eukaryota, Metazoa, Arthropoda, Insecta, Hymenoptera, Apidae.